UCUUUUUGGAUCAUCUAGUUGUCUUCUCCAUUGCUGCAUCUAUUUGCUUUGCUGUCAUCAGGAGUUCCUUGAGACUUUCCCCAAGAGGACCCCAUACACCACCCAUAGGACUGCACUGUAAAGAGGUUUUUCGUGUUGGGUUUUUUUUUCCUUCAAAACUGUGGUGAAAAAUGAAUGGCCCAGCAGACCCCUCAAGCCUCAAUUGCUCAAAUCACUCAAAUUUCUCUUUGGAAACAUCAGAGCAAUGUGACAAAGAGACGCACCUUGAGAAUAUCCUUUUUGCCACUUUUUACUUCCUGGAUUUCAUCCUGGCUUUUGUUGGCAAUGCCCUGGCUCUCUGGCUCUUCAUCCGGGACCAGAAGUCAGGCACACCUGCCAACAUCUUCCUGAUGCAUCUUGCUGUGGCUGACCUGUCCUUCGUGCUGGUACUUCCCACCCGGCUUGUGUACCAUUUUUCUGGUAAUCACUGGCCAUUUGGUGAGAUGCCAUGCAGACUCACAGGCUUCCUUUUUUACCUCAACAUGUAUGCCAGUAUCUACUUCCUCAUGUGUAUCAGUGUGGACCGUUUCCUGGCCAUUGUGCACCCUGUGAAGUCCAUCAAGCUCCGCAGGUCCCUGUAUGCCCACCUGGCGUGUGCCUUUCUAUGGGUUAUAGUUGGGGUGGCAAUGGCACCACUGCUGCUCAGCGUGCAGACCCUCCAGGUGAAAAACACAACUAUUUGCCUGCAGCUCUACAGAGAAAAGGCAUCACGUCAUGCCCUUGUGUCCUUAGCCAUGGCAUUCACCUUCCCAUUUGUCACCACAGUGACUUGCUACUUACUAAUAAUCCGAAGCCUGAAGACUGGGAACAGAGUUGAGAAACACCUGAAGGAAAAAGCUAUCAAAAUGAUCAUCAUGGUCCUGAUGAUCUUUCUGGUUUGCUUUGUACCUUAUCAUGUCAAUCGCUACGUUUAUAUCCUCCAUUACAAUGGGACCAGAACUUCCUGUGCCACACAGCGCGUUCUGGCCCUCAGUAACCGCAUCACUUCCUGCCUCACAAGCCUGAACGGUGCCUUUGACCCUGUCAUGUAUUUUUUUGUGGCUGAGAAAUUCCGUGAGGCUUUGUGCAAUCUGGUUUGUGUUAAAAAGACUGUCAUGUUGCCUCAAACAUACGAGGGGAAGACAAAUGAAAGCUCACUAAGUGCUAAAUCUGAACUGUGAACAUCCUUCUUGUCACUGCUUGUUCUUCAGCAUGCUCUGUUCCACCAAAAGCAGCUGAGAGUGCAAACAUGCAGUGAGAGUCACUCAUCCUGAGGAGGAAAGUUCUUGUUUUUGUGGGCCUGCAGUUGGCAAGAAUCCCACUGACAAUGGAGAUCACAUGUUCUUUUCUCACUGAAACUGCCAACAGAAGUACAGUUCUGCUGAUUUCCAAGCUGUGAAACUGAGGGCUGAACACUUACGAAUAGGGAA
Messenger RNA from Apus apus (common swift), 1448 nucleotides. It is a transcript of the gene GPR17, whose product is annotated as G protein-coupled receptor 17. The record is from RefSeq and is a predicted model, not a curated record. Gene Ontology annotation, molecular function: G protein-coupled receptor activity. Gene Ontology annotation, biological process: positive regulation of Rho protein signal transduction; phospholipase C-activating G protein-coupled receptor signaling pathway. The transcript has 2 exons. Gene Ontology annotation, cellular component: membrane. The coding region runs from base 171 to 1199 and encodes 342 amino acids. NCBI's taxonomy places the organism in Eukaryota, Metazoa, Chordata, Aves, Apodiformes, Apodidae.